This is a messenger RNA of Betta splendens (Siamese fighting fish), 2001 nucleotides long. RefSeq names its product methyltransferase like 3 (gene mettl3). Gene Ontology annotation, cellular component: RNA N6-methyladenosine methyltransferase complex; nucleus. The coding region runs from base 130 to 1896 and encodes 588 amino acids. Gene Ontology annotation, molecular function: mRNA m(6)A methyltransferase activity; mRNA (2'-O-methyladenosine-N6-)-methyltransferase activity. The record is from RefSeq and is a predicted model, not a curated record. NCBI's taxonomy places the organism in Eukaryota, Metazoa, Chordata, Actinopteri, Anabantiformes, Osphronemidae. The transcript has 11 exons.
CUUAUCGACGGUGUUUCGUCGUGUACCAUACAUAGUGGAUCAGUGGAGCGGGCUGUUAGCAACUUUAUGUAAAAGCGGAAAACUUCAGCCUGGGUUUCAUAAUUUUUUUGCGUCUAAAAGCAACUCGUCAUGUCGGAUACUUGGAGCAACAUCCAGGCGCACAAGAAGCAACUGGACUCUCUGCGGGAGAGGCUGCAGCGACGCAGGAAAGACCCAACACAGCUUUCCGCGGACGUUGGUGGCAGCACAGACAGCUCCACGGCCCGGAGUGACAGUCCAGCUCCAUCAGCUCAUCUGACCUCUCAGGAGGAAACAGAAAAACCACCGGACCCUGAACUAGAAAAAAAGUUGCUGGGCUAUUUGUCUGAUCUGAGUCUCUCACUACCUAUUGAUUCUCUUGCCAUCACAAAUGAGCUUAACAGCUCUGAAUCUGUCGUGACGCAUGGAUGCAUCCAGAGUCUGCUCCUCAAAUUCUCUGCUCAGGAGCUCAUCGAGGUCCGGCAGCCCAACUCAACCUCUACAAGUUCUACCUCCACCUCUACAGUUGUUGUAGCAGUGGACCAUACAAAACUAUGGGCUAUGAUUGGAUCUGGAGCAGGAGCUCAAAGGACUGGAGUCAAGAGGAAAGCAGAAGACCCAACACACAGCAAAAGAGCUGCAGGCUUCGCUGCCUCACUGCAGAGCUCUGCUUCUCCUCCACACUCGUCCACCAGCUCUCUGACACCAGCUUCCUCCUCACAGCUAGCAGGUCCAUCAGGCUCAGGAAGUGGUGCUGACAAAAAAGGAAGGAGCAGUAAAAGCCAGUCGUCCCAUUUGGACAUGGAGAUUGAGAGUCUCCUCAACCAACAGUCCACAAAGGAGCAGCAGAGCAAAAAGGUGAGCAGAGAGAUUCUGGAGCUGCUGAACACCAGCACUGCCAAGGAGCAGUCUAUUGUGGAAAAGUUCCGUUCCCGUGGCCGUGCUCAGGUCCAAGAGUUCUGUGACCAUGGGACCAAGGAGGAGUGUGUUCGCUCUGGAGACACACCUCAGCCAUGCAACAAACUACAUUUCCGUCGCAUCAUCAACAAACACACAGAUGAGAGCCUUGGUGACUGCUCCUUCCUCAACACCUGUUUCCACAUGGACACCUGCAAAUACGUCCACUAUGAGAUCGACAGCCCACCAGAAGCAGAGGGGAGUCUGCUGGGCCCCCAGGCCGGGACCACAGAACUCGGCCUCCAUGAAGGAGACAAGGACAGCAAUGUCGGCAAACUUUUUCCCUCACAGUGGAUCUGCUGUGAUAUCCGCUACUUGGAUGUUUCCAUUCUGGGUAAGUUUGCCGUUGUCAUGGCCGAUCCUCCGUGGGACAUCCACAUGGAGCUGCCCUAUGGUACGUUGACUGAUGAUGAGAUGAGGAAACUCAACAUUCCCAUGCUGCAGGACGAUGGCUUCCUCUUUCUCUGGGUCACUGGCAGGGCUAUGGAGUUGGGCAGAGAGUGUCUCAGUCUUUGGGGUUAUGAGCGUGUUGAUGAAAUCAUAUGGGUGAAAACCAACCAGCUUCAGAGAAUCAUCCGCACUGGUCGAACAGGUCAUUGGCUGAACCAUGGGAAAGAGCAUUGUCUGGUGGGUGUGAAGGGAAACCCUCAGGGCUUCAACAGAGGCUUGGACUGUGAUGUUAUAGUAGCUGAGGUUCGAUCCACCAGUCACAAGCCAGAUGAGAUCUAUGGUAUGAUAGAGAGGCUCUCGCCUGGCACCAGGAAGAUUGAGCUGUUCGGUCGGCCCCACAAUGUCCAGCCUAACUGGAUUACUCUGGGAAAUCAGCUCGAUGGCAUUCAUCUCUUGGAUCCUGAGGUCGUGGCACAGUUUAAGAUGCGAUACCCAGACGGUGUCAUCUCCAAACCCAAAACCAUGCAGUGAUGUCAUCAUUAGUCGACACAGGUCUGGAGACAUUUGUAAAUAGACUGUUUUUUGUUUAUUUUUAUACAAGUGAACAGAGUUUUUAAAUAAACAUCAUUGAUAAGA